Molecule: messenger RNA, 1731 nt
Organism: Spinacia oleracea (spinach)
Lineage: Eukaryota; Viridiplantae; Streptophyta; Magnoliopsida; Caryophyllales; Amaranthaceae
Exons: 13
Coding region: 162-1403 (413 amino acids)
Molecular function (GO): kinase activity
Source: RefSeq, a predicted model, not a curated record
AUUAACCAAAUAAAGGUCAAAACAACAAAGCCUAAUCACAAAUUUACACUAGUGCGCAUAAUUUGCUCUUUCGUUUAUCUAGAAGAUAAAUUAGAAAAUUUCCGGCCAAUUGGCACCAUAAUUUGCACUUGGCAGAAGAAUUUCUCUCUUCCUCUGCAAAAAUGUUGAGUUAUUUUACAAAUCCGUUUCCCAACACUUCAAUCAGAAUCCCCCAUUUUCUCUCUCCUCGAACUGCCACUGCCAGUUCCAGUUCCAGUUCCAGUUCCAGGUUAAAAAUGUCAUCUUCUUCAUCAUUGAUGUCUCCUACCCCUGAGAAUCGCAUUGUUCUAGGAUGUGGAGGUGUAGUUGUGGACUUAUUAGCUGCUGUUGCUAGCUAUCCUAAGCCGGAUGAUAAGAUUAGGAGCACCAGUUUUCAGGUUCAAGGAGGCGGUAAUGCAGGGAAUGCUUUGACAUGUGCUGCUCGGCUGGGAUUAAAUACAAGGCUGAUAUCCAAGGUUGCUGAUGAUGCUCAAGGUAGAGGAAUACUAGAAGAGCUGGAAGCUGAUGGUGUUAAUACUUCUUUUUUAGUUGUCUCACCUGAGGGUAAUUCACCAUUUACCUAUAUCAUUGUCGACAAUGAAACGAAGACCCGCACUUGUAUUCAUACCCCUGGAUACCCCCCAAUGGUACCAGAAGAACUCUCCCGAUCAAGAUUAGAAUCUGCUUUAGAUGGAGCAGCGCUUGUAUAUUUUGAUGUUAGACUGCAUGAAACAGCUUUAGUAAUUGCAAAAGAGGCAACUCGUAGAAACAUCCCUAUUCUAGUAGAUGCAGAAAAGAAGAGAGACGGACUGGAUGAGCUUUUGAGUUUUGCCACAUAUGUGGUAUGCACUGCAAAAUUUCCACAGCAAUGGACAGAAGCGUCCUCUGUACCAGAAGCCCUUCUUUCCAUACUGUUGAGAUUACCAAAUGUUAAGUUUGUGAUUGUGACUCUUGGUGAAGAUGGAUGUGUCAUGAUUGAAAGAAGUUUAAACAAAACGUCAAAUUCAGAGGAAAUGCAUAUUGAUGAAGUUUUGGAAUCUCUGAAGCAAAAGGCCACCAAAGACUACACCACGCCAUCAUGUGUUUCAUCGUCAGUGAUGAUGUUGAAAGCCGAUGGGAUAGGGACACUAUGUGGGAGGCUACACGUGGGCACAGCUGAAAAGAUUCCCCCUUCAGAACUCGUUGAUACUACGGGUGCUGGAGAUGCAUUUAUUGGUGCAGUUCUUUACGCUUUAUGUGUGAAUAUGCCUCCGGAGAGGAUGUUGCCGUUUGCUGCACAAGUGGCGGCCUGUAGCUGUAGAGCUUUGGGAGCUCGGUCAGGUCUCCCCCAUCACUCUGAUACUCGUCUUGCACCAUUUUUACAAGAGGGUUCUGAAAUUGCAUAACAUGAGGUCAUUUGAAUGCAAAAUUGGUAUAUACCUUACAAGAAAAUUAGCUUUCAGUCCACAGCUGUAUAAUUCUGUGACAGCCCCAAGUUGGCAUUUCGAGUAAAUGACUUGUGUUAAUGCAUUGGCCGAUUUUGCAUGGUGGUCAUCUGUGCUGCUGUUUAACAGAAGAUUUAGGUAUUACUUGUAUUUGUGUGGAUCAUCAGAAACACUCUACUAAGUUGGUGGUUCUUGUUUCUUUUUCCUGUUUGUAAUGUAAUUGCGAUUUUGUUAAACCAUUGUAUCAUUAUCUGCAUGUCAUUCAUUUAAUAUAUCAUACUUUCUGUUA